CUUUUUGGGCACGCACUAUCACGAAUGCAAAAAUAAACAUUGUGAGUACCUGCCUGUCCUUGCCUGCCGUAUUUCUACCGCCCUGUGUCCCUCUUGUUACACCUUCCUUCAACCCAAAUACUUUGGUUCAACAAGUAUCAUAAUCUCGAAGGAUAAUUAUAAAAAGGCACCCGGCCUUAUUUCCCUUUGUGUGGGUUUCAUAUUUUUGGGGGGACAGGCGCCUGGUGCGGCCUUCCACUACAGCACCUGUGAAGACGGCUCAAGCAACUACACCCAGUCCUUUCAGCUCAGGGCUUUUCUUUUGAUACAGGCGUCUGCCCACACAUCGCCCCAACGUCAGAUCAACCCUCGCCCUUCCUGAAGUCUUGACUAUUGCUGUUGAUCGGCCAUGGCUGGCGUGCUCGAAGGAUUGAUUUCAUCCCGGCGUCGACCGUCCAGGUCCCGAUCAGAGUCCGCGAAGCAAAUGCAUGCCCGAUGGGGAGAUGUUUCAAUCACUGCUCCCACCGGCGGAUGGACCCAGCAUUAUCUGGAAGACGACCUGAACAAUGUCACCUACCAAGCCCACGGCAGCCCCGACUCCCAGAAAACCCUCGUCAGCAAUUCCCCCGACCUGACUUUCAAGGACGAGAUCGAAAAGAUCGGUGUCGAAGCCAUCAUCACGCAGUCUCCACCGCUCAUCCAGAAGGAACGAGCUGCAAUCACCAUCACAAUCCCUUUGCCAUGGAGCCGAAAGUCACAUCGAAGAUCGUCCUCGGCGAGCAGUCAUCCGCAGCCACAAGCCCAGCCGGUCCCAGUGCUAGAGAAGCUGAUUACAGUAGAAUCACGGCCUGCUCAUGCCAAUAUCACGAGCACCAUUGACGAAGUCAUUGUCGCGGAGUCCAGACCAGCUACCGAAUCACUUCGAGCAGACUCACCCAUUGUCCACACUCAGUCACCGGUAUAUGACGAUGUCAGCACGUUUUUCACAAGGGCUGUCUUCCCAGAGAAGCAUCCUGGUCAUCGGCUGCCACAGAUCCAGACUGCCGUCCCACCCAACAAGAGCCAACCCGCUUCAGCGGUUUCCCUUCUGAGCCCGGUGGCUGAAAAGUACAACGGGCUUUCGGAGAGCAACAAUGGCACUCCUAUGGACAACACUCCCAUUGCUGAACGGAUCGAGUCGGCCAUUCAUAAUAGUCACGGUGAACAGGUCGACGUCGCAGGAUUGGUUGGUCGGUUGGAGAGCCAUGUCAGCACGACACCUCCGACCCAACCGUUCCCUCCGAUUCCAAGUUCAGAUGAAGCUCCGGACUCGGCAGUUGAGAGACCAGACUCGCGCAGGACUCCCAAACCAUCUUCCCGACCGUCUUCUCGAGGUCCCGGCAUUGGUGAGGUGGCUUACAUGCGAGCCUCCUCCCGAGGAGCCUCCGAGCAAAGCAGUGGCCAGCGGUCUGCCUCGCGAGAAAAUGCUGGUCGUCGGGCUGCCUCCGUGGAACGGGCGCGACGAAGGACUCUCUCCCGAGAACCAAUUGGGCGACGCGCCGACUCUCCUCCGUUCCAAAGCCGUCGAGCUCUAUCCCGGGAUCCAGCUCUCCGCCGCGCAGACUCAGCAGAACCGAAAACCCGGCGAGCCGUGUCUCGUGAACAAGCUGUUCUCGGGUCCGUCUCUCCAGAGGCAAACACUCCUCACUUCGUCACGGACGACGUACCGCUUCGUCCUCGCGCAGAGUCUCCCGGCCCAUGGAACCGGCGAGCACACUCCCGCGAACCCGCUGUCCGCCGCGAGGCCUCCCCGCUCGUCUUCAGCCGCCGAGCCAUCUCUCGCGAGCCGUACUCGCGCCGCCGCAUCUCUGGUGACUACAGUCAGCGCGCCGUGUCGGUCGACCCCAUCAUGCGGCGCACCAGCCCGAGGACCGACGGCGUCUCACGCCACGCCAGCCCGCUCGACGACAUCUUCGCCCUCCGCCAGGCUAUCCCCCGGGAAGACUUCGUGCCUCGCCGGGGCACCCCGAUCGUCGGCACCCUUGCGGAGCGGGACAGUCCAGGGGUUGGCUCGACCCCUCCGGCCGAGCCGGAGCCGGCGCCAGACGAAGCGACCGACAUCGAGACCGAGACGGACGAGAUGUACUUUGAAUCACGCAAGGGCUGGAACGGGCCGGCCGUGGCGGGCACCUCCAGCAGGGGUUUCUACGGCGACGUCGUCCAAGACUACAAGCUCAUUGCGCGCGACGUCGAGGCCGAGCUCGCGGCGUCCGAGGCGCAGGCUUCGGCCAUGAACAUCGUCGCCCUGAUCAAGAAGGAGAAGGAGAGGGAGGCCCACAAGCCCAAGGUGGAGGCCACCAAGGAAGAAAGGGUGUACGAGGGACCAGACCUAGUACCGCCCCAGGAGGAACUCUGGGGAUGAUGGUGACCAUGUGCCAACAUCACCACCUCCACCUUCAGCAUCAUUUGUUCUACCCUUUUGAACGCGGAACAGUAUCCAGAAGACAUCCCAGAAACCAAAUCAAUCAAUCAAAGAGACCGUCGACAGUCGACCGUCGACUCCCAGAGCGCCUUGCGGGCUACACUCACUCAACACACAUCAAGCUACGAGGCCAGGAGACGCGUCCUAUCCAAAGCAAAAAAACUGGAACUUGCCCCGUGCAAGAACAUCCCACCAACACCAACACAAAACCACCAAUCCAUCAGAACAAACACCGAGAAUGACCACCCACGCACCGACACACCACACCACACCUACACCUUCAAGGCCAGGAUCCACCACGUCGACACUCUUUGCAAGAAGCUCAGGUUGCUCUCCCAUCUGUCUACCUAACCACCAGUCUGCCUAGCCGCUGACCCUCCCUCCCUCCCUCCCUCCCUCCCUACAGUACCUGCCUACCUACCUACCUACCUACCUGCCUGCCUGCCUGCCUACCUAGUCCCUGCCACAAAGACAUGAAACGACAUGCACGAGUUUUCUUGUAUCUAACUUCCAUAUUCCGCGUCCGUAUCCAGACAGCACGGGCCUUUAUUUUUACUAUCUUCAUUAUGUCAUCUUAGGUAGUGGGUUACAGCAGAUAGUUAGUUAGUGGGAAAGGAAGUCUUCUCUGUGCGGCACGGAGGUUAAGGAUUGGGUGGGAAAUGAAAUACAUUCAUCAAUCCUUCCCUCCACCCAUCCAUAUUUAUUUCCUCUAUAAUUCCAUGAAUCUAUACACUCUAAACG
Molecule: messenger RNA, 3181 nt
Organism: Cladophialophora immunda
Lineage: Eukaryota; Fungi; Ascomycota; Eurotiomycetes; Chaetothyriales; Herpotrichiellaceae
Exons: 1
Coding region: 389-2380 (663 amino acids)
Source: RefSeq, a predicted model, not a curated record